AUGCCCCCACCCGAAUCUUCGUCUCCAUCCCCCACCCACGUGCACAACAAUUCCAACGUCAUUGCUGGAGAUGCAAAAGAGGUGUCCGUCUCCUCCUCUUUAUCAAACGCUUCAAUUGGAUGGCAGCUAGACGUGCGGUCCGUAAGCGUGAUCUUCCUGGUAAGCACGACGCUACUAGGCCUGACGCUGCACUCUCUCGUACUCUCUGCACUGCUCGACUCCGAGUGGGAAGCGCUGCAAUUGCCCACGUCGCUAGGGGCGGCCCAAGCACUAGGCCAGACGUUGCAGAGCUUCUCCGAGCGCCAACGAGGGGCGCUCGUACUCGCCCAUAUGACGUCGUACCUCUACCUGCAGACCUUUGCCAUUCCUGGCACGGUCUUUCUGAACCUCUUAGGUGGUGCCUUGUUCGGUGUCGCGCUGGGCUUUCCGCUCUGUUUGGCGUGCAACACACUGGGCUCCGUGCUGAUGUUCCUGCUGUCGCGCCGCUUCGGGCGCCGCGUUGUCAUGCGCUUCUUCCCGUGCAAACUUGACGUGCUGCGUGGGAUGCUGGAGGCGCACCGGGACGACAUGGCGCUCUACAUGGUCUUCCUGCGCGUGUUUCCGUUCACGCCCAAUUGGUUUAUUAACCUCGCGUCGCCGCAUUUGGCCAUUCCGCUCCGCCAGUUUAUGCUGGGCCCGCUCUUUGGACUCAUCCCGUACAACUUUCUGAGCUGCAAGGCCGGUCUGAUCUUGCGGGAGUUGCGAUCGCGCACCGACAUCAUCGAUACGGCCACGACGGUGCAGCUUGUGGUGGUGGCAACCGUGGGUGGCCUUGUGCUACCUAGGUUGAAGAAACGCUUUGCCACGAAAUCAGAUGCUGCAACAACUUUGGCGCCAGUAAAGCAAGAGUAG
This is a messenger RNA of Peronospora matthiolae, 891 nucleotides long. The record is from the annotation of a GenBank genome assembly. Lineage: Eukaryota; Oomycota; Peronosporomycetes; Peronosporales; Peronosporaceae.